Molecule: messenger RNA, 2290 nt
Organism: Vespa mandarinia (Asian giant hornet)
Lineage: Eukaryota; Metazoa; Arthropoda; Insecta; Hymenoptera; Vespidae
Product: EF-hand domain-containing protein 1
Biological process (GO): mitotic cytokinesis; cilium-dependent cell motility; mitotic spindle organization
Cellular component (GO): mitotic spindle; axoneme
Molecular function (GO): alpha-tubulin binding
Source: RefSeq, a predicted model, not a curated record
AAAAUGCGAUUAUGCAUUAUCGAAUCGCGAAAAUCAAAGUUGUUAUUAUUAGAUCGAUAGAAAAUCGCGUUGUUAUAGCAACAUAUACGUGUAUAUAUAUAUAUAUAUAUACACUAUAUAUAUAUAUAUAUAUAUAUAUAGGCAUCUCUUUAGAAAAGUGAAUUUCUCCAGUAUUAAAGAAGUUCUAUUACAUAAAAUAGUAACAGUAAUCUUCGGCCGUCUUUUUAUCUUCGUAUAUAUUUUUAAUUUUUAAUAUGGAAGGCUUACCUCUCAUACCCGGCUAUAGUUUUCGUGAUCCAAGUAUACAAGAUUACAGGCUCAAGCACAGAUUUGACUUUUCAAAUGGUUUUCGAGUGUUAAGUGAUAGUAAAUUCGGUAUUGGAGGAAGACCUAUCGAUGUUGCAUCUCUUGCCUAUAUGGAGGAGAAAGAUCCCAUACAAUACGAUCCAUCGUUAACGUAUGGUCGCGUACGUGAUUACGGAUAUCAACAGUUUGUACCACAUUACGCAUUGUUCGCGCAAAAGUGUCUUCGUUUUAAGGCUUUUUUUCGUCAAGGAGUUUUUCAUUCUCCUAACGAACAUUUUCGUAUACGUCAUGUAUACAUUAUAUAUUUCUUAGAGGACGAUACUUUAUGCGUAACGGAGCCUUCUAUAGAAAAUGCUGGCUUUUCGCAAGGUAAACUUGUGAAGCGUAAUAGAGUUGCGAAGACCAUCAAUGGCGAUUAUUUCCACUGGAAAGAUCUUAAUGUUGGUAAAGAUAUAUGCAUCCACGGGAUAGUUUAUCAUAUUAUUGAUUGUGAUCUAUUUACGAGAGAAUUUUUGAGUAGUCAGGGUAUAGAUGUGGGAGAUAAAGAAGACACGCCCAUAGAUCCGUACAUAGAAGAUCGUAAAAUGAAAGUUAAAGCUACGACAUGUGUUACUCGAAUGCCCGAUGAUACAAGGCGACGUUUUUUAGAAUAUGAUAGAAUGAUUUUAUCAUUCAACGCCAAAUGGAAUGACGAUUUUUAUCAAAUAAUGUAUUUCUUGAUGGACGAUACCAUAGCUAUACGCGAGGUUCAUAAACAGAACGAUGGCAAGGAUCCUGUAACAAUGCUUUUAAAAAAAGUAAAAGUACCAAAAAAUUGGAAAUACCUUCCAUCGUCCUAUCCAGGGAUAUAUAUGGAAUACGGUGAUCCUGAGAUAAUAGAGUAUUAUACGCCAAAGGAUUUCAAGAUAGGUGAGACUGUAUAUAUAUUUGGGAGACAAUUUCUUUUAUACGAUUGUGACCUUUUUACCAGAAAAUAUUAUUCGGAAGUACUGAGGAUAAUUCAGCCCAACAAUAUUCCUAUUGAUUCACCUAAUGAUCGGAUAAAGCUAUUGUCUGAAUUUAAAGUACCUCCGCAUAUCAAAUUUGGAACCCCCGAGGACACAUACGCUAGCUGUUUAUCCUUUAGAGUUAAACCACCUAAAAAGGAUGUUAUACGACAAUUAUCUAAUUUCCCUCGAAAAUUACGUUAUUCCAUGAAGAUGGAUAACGUACAUCCUGAAGAUCAAGAUCGUGAUUUCAUUUUAGAAUACAAUUUAAGCGAAGGUACCGUGCUGAUACAAGAGCUCGAAAAGCGCAAUUCUGGUCGUCGCGAAGGGUGCUUCUUGAAAGCAAUGCUCGUUACAAAACCUGGGACUGAUAGAGAUAAUCCAUUAUAUUACACGCCUCAAGACUUUUUUAUUGGAGCCCAAAUUAAUAUUUUUAAUCAUUACUUUACUAUAAACGGCGCUGAUCUAUUUGUAUAUCGUUAUAUGGAGGCAAAUCCUGAAAAGUUUUGUCAGCAGAUACGUGAUAAUAUGCGCAAUUAUUUUGCACAGCAACAACUACUUCAAAAUGAUAUAAUGAUAGAAACAAAGAAAAUACAACAGAGACAACACGACGCGGACAUCUUUGGAGAAAAAGAAAUGGAGAAUGAAGUUCCUACAAAUUCUCAAAUUUGUCAGGAUGUUGAAGGAACAAUAAAAGAAAUUUUGUAAAACACAAAAUGAGAUCUUCCGUCACUGCCUUAAUUUAGUUAUAACAAAUUCAUUAAAUAUUUCUAUUUUUUUUUGUUUUCUUUUUUUAUCUAUCACAGAGAAUACAGAGAAAUUUGUAUUUGCCAAUGCUAAAACAGAAUCAAAUAUUUAGAAUUAAGCAACAAAUGUAACUAACAUUCAUGCACUCUAUUUAAAUAUUAUUAUCAAAAUUAUUUAACUUACUACAAUCCCAUGAUCCUUAGAAUAUAUUAAUAACUUUCUCUGAAAAUGUAUAAAGUAGAAAAAAAAAA